This is a messenger RNA of Trichoplusia ni (cabbage looper), 6465 nucleotides long. It is a transcript of the gene Blimp-1, whose product is annotated as PR domain zinc finger protein 1. NCBI's taxonomy places the organism in Eukaryota, Metazoa, Arthropoda, Insecta, Lepidoptera, Noctuidae. Gene Ontology annotation, biological process: cell fate commitment; regulation of transcription by RNA polymerase II. Gene Ontology annotation, molecular function: RNA polymerase II cis-regulatory region sequence-specific DNA binding; DNA-binding transcription repressor activity, RNA polymerase II-specific; histone deacetylase binding. Gene Ontology annotation, cellular component: nucleus; cytoplasm. The coding region runs from base 420 to 3587 and encodes 1055 amino acids. The transcript has 9 exons. The record is from RefSeq and is a predicted model, not a curated record.
GAGGCAGGUCGGCAGCACGGUGGCCUCUGCGUUGCAUAAUGCGCAGCGCGCUCCGCCGGCGAGCACGGCGCCCGCACUCGCCAGCCGCUGAGCGCGACGCGCGCGGACAUGCGAGCGGCGCGCCGGCUGCGGCCCCGCGUCUCUCUGCUGGUGCUCCGCAUCAAGCUCGAGUACCUCAAGUCGCUGCUGUUGGCACCACUCGCGCCACCCGUCUAGCAAACCACUUACUACCGAUACACUAUUUAUGCACCAAAGACGAUAAUACUCCUGUUUAUUCGCGAUACUAUAAACAUUACGCGCAACUAUGAGCAGUAUCUCAAGAAUGCCUUGAACGAUGAAUAUUUAUUGUACGAGUUACUUCAAUUCGCAGCAAAUAAUUAUGAAAAUAACAAUUUAAGGGAAAAACAUAAACCAUAAAGAUGAGACUGUCAACAAGUGAAGAGCUCCCGAGCACAACGGUGGUGGGUCGGACUGGGAGUCCCAACGGUGCAGAUGCGGUCAGCGGAGUGACCAGCGCGGGCGCGUACGAUGUCACGCGCAUGCGCGAGGAAGAGUUUGAGAGGCUCACAGUGUACAUCGUGCCAGACGUGCCCUGCGAGCGCGGGACCCAGAACCGCGCCGAGAGGACACUCCCGCGCAGCUUGGCGCUCAGACCAUCUGCAGUAUUAUCGACUCCCAAUACACCGACUGAAGGUGUGUGGAGCAUAGGAGUGAUACCGAGAGGAACACGCUUCGGGCCUUUCGAAGGCACCCGAACUCCAAACAAACCUAACGACAAAGUCUCAUGGAGAUACUACUGGAGGGUACAGGAAACUGUGAGACAUCAUACUUAUGGAAAUAUUAAGAUAUUUAAGGACAGUGACUAUUAUUACCUGGACGGUUCUGACACGAGCGUAGCGAACUGGAUGCGAUACGUCGCAUCCGCUUACUCCCUCUCCGUGAUGAAUCUCGUUGCUUGUCAACACCAGGAACACAUAUACUUCUACACUAUAAGAGACAUCAUGCCAAAUGAAGAGUUAAUGGUAUGGUAUUGCAAAGAUUUUGCAACAAGGUUGGGAUAUGACAUCGACCCUGAAAGAGCAACAUAUUCUAUCUGUAAAGAAGAAACAAUCAAAAAAGCGUAUGGCUUGCCACCUGCACCAGUGCAUCCUGAAAUUGCCUUCAAUCACAUGAAAUAUGUUCUUGGUUUAACAAACACUAAAGAACUUCUUGAAGCUGAACUACCGAGCCGGCGGCGAAAACGUGAAGCGACUGAUAAACCGUUUCAUGAAAGUCCAGCGUCGAUACUUCGUGAAGAUCCCCGAUGUGUGAACAAACAUGCCAGAACAGACAUUUCCACAAAUGUCAUUCAUAAUAAAGCUGAGAGCUCAAUAGUUAGUGAACCAAGAUCAUUAUCGCCGACAAGUUUGAUGCCAUCACCUUCCCCGGUCAAAAUGCACAGAGAAACCCCUACAUUGAUCAUUCAUCAGCACAAAGAGAGUACAUCUCAAGUAGUAAUACAUCAACUUGAUAAUCCUAGAAUCCAAAGCAACAGGUCACCAGCUCAAAACCAGCACUUACGAGAUAUGCGUGGGCCUUCUCCCAUGGCUCAAAGUACUCAAGAUAAAUUGGGAAACAAAUCUCCUUUACUUACUCAUUGUGGUCCUCACUAUGAACAUCAACUCACACCAAACGAUGGAUCUGUGAGAUCAGAUGAAGGAUAUCAUAGUAACGGGUAUCAUGACGAAUUUACUCCACCUGAAGAUUCAAGUGAUUCUGACGUUGAAAAUUAUGUACUUGAUUGUUCAAAUAAAACCAAUGAACCCAAAGAGACUGUAAUAGUCCAGAAAAUUGAUCAAGACAUGCACCGCAAUGAAUAUAGAAAAGUCAAAAUAAAAAUGCCAAGAGCGUAUCAGUACCAGAAUCAUAAGGAUAUGGAUUGUGAAAGUGAGAAGGAAUUAGUGAUCGCUGAAGAAAUGUCAAACACGCCACAAAAUUUAUCUCCUCCAAGACGUGAUCCAGCUACAUCGACUGUUAUAGUAUUAGAAUCAUCUCAAAACACCGUAGUUCCGCUAACUAAGCCCUACUAUGAGGAUGGUACAAUUUCACCAACACCUCAACCUGCUUUUAUGCGAUAUUCACCACCAGAUACCAGAAUACUAGAAACUAUUUUAACUGGAAACAGAAUCGAUACCAACAACAACGAUCCUAACAGACGUCAACCUAAUGCGACUCCACCUCCUUCUUCUCCUACUGAAAUGGCAUAUUCUUACAAGAAAAGUCAAAGGUACGGGAACGCUUGCAGUCCAGACUCCAGCUCUAACCUGACUCCACUGCCAUCACUACUGCCAUUACCGCAGCAGCUACCUACUCCAAGCGCUGCCUCAGUAUACUCAUCGUCGCCUCCACAUACAAUCCCACAUACUACUGAAAUUCGAGAAAUCAGAGAAAUAAGAGAAAUCCGAGAGACUCGUUAUGAAAGUCACUAUCCAAACUAUUCAUAUAACUUAUACUCUCCUCCGAACUCUACUAUAAUUACUCAGCUAGGUUCGCCUCCCAGCAACUACUCACCAACGGUGACGUCAUCCCACCAAUAUGAAAGAUCACCUAAUGUUCAAAGUAAUCAUCACUACCCAUCUUCAACGAGUGUGAUUACACUGAAGAAUUGUUCACAAUUAAGUUUAAUUAACACUAAUGUGAACAGCCCAUUAGUUCCUCAGCACGGUAGCGUCAGCCCAGACGGCUCUUGUGGACUCAUGGUGGCACCAAUGAGUCCUGGCUCUCAAUCCUCGAGAGGUUACAGAAGUCUGCCUUAUCCACUCAAGAAAAAAGAUGGAAAAAUGCACUACGAAUGCAAUGUCUGCUGCAAGACUUUUGGUCAGCUAUCGAAUUUGAAAGUGCACUUAAGAACACACUCAGGCGAAAGGCCUUUUAAAUGCAAUGUGUGCAGUAAAUCGUUUACACAACUCGCACACCUACAGAAACACCACUUAGUACAUACUGGAGAGAAACCACAUCAAUGUGAUAUUUGUAAAAAACGAUUUUCUUCAACAUCGAAUUUAAAAACACAUCUUCGACUACAUUCUGGACAAAAACCAUAUGCAUGUGACCUGUGUAUGCAAAAAUUUACACAAUUCGUGCACUUGAAACUACACAAGCGGCUUCAUACAAAUGAUAGGCCAUACGUUUGCCAAGGCUGCGACAAGAAGUAUAUAAGUGCUUCCGGACUACGCACACACUGGAAAACUACUAGCUGUAAGCCAAAUAACAUCGAAGAAGUAUUAGCAAUAACAAACGCUGCAAACACUGAAUGCAUUGGUACCGUCGACAAAGACUGCCACGAAAGAGAGGGGCACGAGGCUUACGAGGUGCACUCUCCAUCGCAAGGAGGGCUAGUGGGAGCCGGUGGGGCGCGCGUGGCGAUGUCGCACAGCGAGCUGCUGGGAGGGCAGGCGCACUCCACCACGCCGCACCUGGCGCACGGCCAGCUGUCGCCCGGCUACCGCGCGCUGGCCGAGCACGAGCCGCCGCCGCACUACGGCGCGCAGCCCGAGCCGCGCCCCAGCGUCAUCGAGUCCAGCCAACCGCUCAUCAUUGAGUGCACCUGAGCCUUGCUGGCGCAUCAAGCACUCGUCGGACGCGUGUUUCCCCGCCGCCUUAUGUGAUUCCAGUUUUGUGAUCAAACGAAAGUAUUUCGUAAAAACAUUUGGACGAGGACUUCGUCCCUUGCAGUGGCUAUGAGAUUACGAUAUAAACUUUAAGUUGUACAUUUGUAAGAUUGUUUACUAGUAAGUGCGAUGCGAUAUUAAUAAGUACUAAGUACUUGCGUAAAUUUAGUCCCCGGUGGGAAUGUGUAUCAUAUUAAGUUAAGGAUUAAAUAUUACAUCCAAGAUUUCAGCAGCCUUUGUUUAUACUAAUGCUCAAUUUUAUAUGUAUAUUUAGAAUUCUAUUGUAAAUAGGAUUUUGAGACAUCGACUUAUUUAAUUUUGUACGCAAUAACAGAUGUAUAUAGCUACUUCCAGAUACAAUGUUUUCGUAACAGUGUUAUCGUGAUUGAAGAUAAUCCAUAAUUAUUUGUUGUUGAACUUUAAGUAGUGUUAAACAUCAGAUUGAACAUGAAAGUGUUACUAUAAUUAAAUUUCACCAAAGAAUAUCUGAACAGCAAUAAAGUGCCGAGCGAAUACUUUUUUGUGAAAUUAUUUCAAAUCGGUCCGAAACACGUUAAUAAAUAACUGAUUAGCUGUAAGUGCCAAAAGCACGUGUAUUUUUAAGUUACAAUUAAAGAGAUGAGCGUAUAGUAUUUUUAAAUUGUUGUUCCUAAUGAAUAAUCGGAAAGUAAGCGCAUAUUAUGUGCAACAACGUAAUUCUAAUGUUAUUUAGAUUAAAAUUGACAAAUUGUGUACAUUAUCCCUACGCUAGAACAAAUGGUGCUUCACAUCGUAGAGUAGUGGUCGCUCGCAUCGCAUCGCCGAUGGACAUGUACUACAUUGUAAUGAUAAUUCACCGAGUCUACUAGUUACUAUUUUAUAUUCCCAAGUAAUUAUGAUUCUCCUAUUCGAAAAGGCUGAGAUAAUUAAAUGUAAUGUAAUAUUUGGCAAAUAAUAAACGUAAGUAAGUAUUGGUUUACAUGAUGUGUAACUUGUGUAAGCGUGACGAGAUGUAACGUUAAGAUUGAGUGUAAUUAUGUAACCACAGGUUAUACGUGAUGUUGAAUCAGGCGAUAGCGUUUUGUAUAUUUCUAUUGUUCAUACGAAUAAGACUUUUACACGCAACCCUUAGUAGAUUUAUUAACUGUAUAUUUUCUACUGUUUACAGGGCAAAAGAAUUUGUACGAAAGCCUUACGUAUAGGCUUAUAUCGUUUCCAUGAUCAUGUUAAAACUAGCUGGUUUCGACGUUAACACUUCAGAUUGUUCAGUUGCAAUUCUUUUAUCUUGAAGGCAUGAAUAUAGGAUGUAAGUUCAGUAUGUAUAAUAUUCUCCUCUCUUUAUUUAUCUUCUCUAAACAAUUGGUAAAAUAUUUUAUGGGAGAAUUCUGUAAGUCUGUUUAUAAAUACUUAUCGUUAAGGAAUUUACUAUAGGUCAGUUUUUCGAAGUUAAAAGAAUUGUAAUAAUUUUAAACAAACUUGUAUAAGCAUAUAGGUGAUUUUUGUACGAUUUAGCGUUAUUAUUAUAUUUGUUAAAAAUUUUAAACUCUACUUAUUCAUAAAACAUCACCUGUAUACGAUAUACGGUAGCAAUCAUUUCUAAUUUUUUAUUCUUUUGAUUCUUGAGAAAUACUUUAUUGUUUCACAUAGUAUAUAUUUAUAUAUCUCUAGGAAAACAAACAGGGUUCUUUACAAUGUGUACCUAUCCCAGGUCAUACAAUAAGUAAUCGACGAAAUAAAUACAUGAAACCUACUAUUUUACUGUUCAUGUAACAAUGUGUGACUCAUUAAUUCAUUUAUAAAGGUAUCUUGUAUUGACAGAAUAAUUAUCUACAUAUAUUUCUUUAUGUUGUUAUCUUAAACUCUUUCCAACGUCGAAAUCAAGUCAAUCGAGUUUGACCUUAAACAUUCAUAUAAUUAUUUAAGCAAAUAAGAAAAACAUUCAAAUGUAAAAGUUAAUUUUUGUGGAUCACCCUUGCAGCUAAGUCUACGAAUAUAUUGUUAUAUUAUCUUGUUGACUCUCGCCAUUCCUAGUAUUCAAUAUAUUAGUUAUGUGUUUUGUUAGAUUUUAAAAUAUAGUAAAUUUAUUUAUCUUUCACAUCGUAUGUCUGAGCUGCAAAGUUUCACAAUUAUUAAUUUCGAAUCAGGGAUGUAUCUGAAGCACCAGUAUCUCGUAAACAGUUAAAUUGAAAAUGAGAUAAAAUAAUCUCAAGUGCUGUUCAAUAAUAAAAGCCAUUUAUUAUACAAUUGUUUAAGACUUUGAGGCACUAUUACCCUAAGAGCGUCAAAAUAUUUUGUAUUGAAAUUAAUAGCAAAAACGCACAAAUCUCGCACCGAACAAUACUAAAGUAUGCUGAACAGUACGUAGGUACACUGAACCAUGUUCUAUGGGUUAAUUAAGUUUCUUUUUUUUAAAUAUUUUUGUGAAGCAAAAUCUAAUCACUGUAAAUAAUUCCGAUGAAGGAUAAAAUAAUAUGGUAUAUUUUUAAAUUGUAUACAUCUAUAUAUAUCAGUCACUACCUAUGUCAUCGUAAUUAUAUAACAGUCAUGUAUAAAUUUGACACCUAAGAGAGAUUGAUCAUAAUAAUAUAUUAUGUAAGUACAAUAGUAACUUGUGAUACCGCAAGGCAUGCAAAACUAUCACUACGUGUAUUCGAUACCUUUUGCUACUUAUGUAUAAAUAUAUUGGACUCGCGUACACCUCGUAAGGAGUAUAGCUAUAAUGUAACUACUUAAUGCGCCAGAAACUUACCUACAUACUGUAAAGGCCUGUAAUUUUGUACACCUUGAUCGAUAAUUAUUUUACAACACCAAAUUCAUUAAAACGGGAGUAAAAAUAUAA